CCCACUUUAAAGUUAUAGAACAUCUAUGGCUCCUAACGAUACUGUCACCGCUUCCAAUGGAGCUCCAGUCAACGAAAAUGCCUCCUUGACUGUUGGAGAAGACGGACCAACUUUGAUCCAGGACUUCAAUUUGAUCGACAAGCUUGCUCACUUCGAUCGUGAACGUAUCCCCGAACGUGUUGUACAUGCCAAAGCUGCCGGUGCCCACGGCUACUAUGAAGUAACUCACGACAUCUCUCACCUUACCUGCGCAAAGUUCUUGACUGGUAUUGGCAAGAGAACUCCUUGCUUUGCCCGUAUCUCAACUGUUGGCGGUGAAUCUGGCUCAGCCGAUACUGCUCGCGAUCCUCGAGGAUUCGCUGUCAAAUUCUACACCGAAGAGGGAAACUGUGAUUGGGUCAUGAACAAUACCCCAGUCUUCUUCAUCCGUGAUGCUAUCAAGUUCCCCGACUUCAUUCACACACAAAAGAGAGACCCUCGCACCAACUUGAAGGAUCCCAAUAUUUUCUGGGACUUCCUUUCCCAAAAUCCAGAAUCCACUCAUCAGGUUACCAUUCUUUUCUCUGACCGUGGUACUCCCGCUUCCCUUCGCAAGAUGGAUGCUUUCUAUGGCCACACUCUCAAGAUGGUCAACUCCGAUGGAAAGUUCAAGUACGUUAAAUUUCACUGCACAAGCAAGCAAGGCAAAGAAAACUUCACCAUUGAGGAAGCUGUCAAGAUUGGUGGUGAAAACCCCGACUAUUUGACCCAGGACUUGUUUGAACACAUCGAGAAGGGUGACUACCCCGAAUGGACUGUGUCCAUUCAGAUCAUGGAACCCGAAGACAAGGAUAAGAUGCCUUUUGAUAUCUUCGAUAUCACCAAGGUUUGGUCCAAGAAGAACUACCCACUCCACCCCAUUGGUCGCUUCAUCUUGAACAAGAACCCUGACAACUACUUCUGUGAAGUCGAACAAUCUGCUUUCUCACCUUCUCACCUUGUUCCCGGCCUUGAUGUCACCCCCGAUAAGAUGUUGCAAGGACGUCUUUUCAGCUACCCUGACACUCACAGACAUCGUCUUGGUGUUAACUACCAGCAACUACCCAUCAACCGUCCCGUUGCCCCAGUUGUUAACCACCAACGCGCUGGUCAUAUGGCCUUCGACAACCCCGGUGGCCGUCCCAACUACCCCGACAGCACCUUGGAGGAGCACCCACCAAAGACUCUGGUGCAGAACAACCCUACCAAAUCAUUCACUCAUGUUCCCGAGAAGGUCUACGGUAUCACUGGAACCUAUGUCAAGCCUAUCAAGGAAGACAUCGACUUUUAUCAAGCUGGUGAACUUUGGAAGGUCAUGUCUGAGACAGACAGAGAACACUUGGUCCAUAACAUUGCCAUCCAUCUUGGACAGUGCAAAGAGUACAUUCGUACCAAGCAAAUCGGUCACUUCAAGCGUGCCCAUCCUGAUUACGGCCGUCGUGUAGAGGAGGAAAUCGCCAAGGAGUUGGCCAAGUAAAAAAGAUCAUCACUUUUGUAUGAUUGAUAUCUAGCUUCCAAUAAUGGAAUUGUAUAUAAUAUGAAGCGCUUUUAUAAAGUUAACCCAUGAACACAAA
Messenger RNA from Umbelopsis ramanniana AG, 1592 nucleotides. RefSeq lists its product as uncharacterized. Gene Ontology annotation, molecular function: catalase activity; heme binding. Gene Ontology annotation, biological process: hydrogen peroxide catabolic process; response to hydrogen peroxide. Gene Ontology annotation, cellular component: cytoplasm; mitochondrion; peroxisome. The transcript has 3 exons. The record is from RefSeq and is a predicted model, not a curated record. The coding region runs from base 26 to 1495 and encodes 489 amino acids. NCBI's taxonomy places the organism in Eukaryota, Fungi, Mucoromycota, Umbelopsidomycetes, Umbelopsidales, Umbelopsidaceae.